Messenger RNA from Musca vetustissima, 2055 nucleotides. Its product is annotated as lipoma-preferred partner homolog. The record is from RefSeq and is a predicted model, not a curated record. Gene Ontology annotation, cellular component: stress fiber; focal adhesion. Bases 1 to 2055 code for a protein of 684 amino acids. The transcript has a single exon. NCBI's taxonomy places the organism in Eukaryota, Metazoa, Arthropoda, Insecta, Diptera, Muscidae. Gene Ontology annotation, biological process: cell-cell adhesion.
AUGGAUGAUUUGGACGAGCAACUAAAACAAUUAAAUUUAAUAAAUGGACGCCUAUCCGUUGCCGUAUCUAACAAAGAAUCUAUUCCAGAAGGACGUCAUGUUGGUGUCGCCAAGCUUGUUAGCAACAUCGAAGAGAGAAAUAAUUUGUCUUCAGCGCAAAUUUAUAACACUGCCAAUAAAAAGGUGGGUCCUCCACUAGUUCCUCCGAAACCACAUAAGAAGUCAACGAAUAUUUUGGAUAAUCCAGACGCAAGUCACUAUGAAACCACAACAGUUGGAGCAGGAUUUGCAAAGCAACCGUUGUUGUUACGCAAACAGUCGUCUACAUCCGCUGUCACUUCAGCACCAGGUAUUCCUUCACUACUUGCUUCUCCCAAGGUGACACUAGACAAUCCAGCUAUAUUGGAACAACAGUUGGAAGCUCUUGAGCAUCAUAAAAAACAAUUGGAGAAAAUGGGUAAAAUUAGCAAUCGAAAUGACGCCACUACUGUGCCAAAACCAAAAUUAUCGACAAUUCCAAAAUUAUCAUCCACUUCGCUUUUGUCUGAUGUACCCAUCAAACCGCAGUUAUCGCUGGACAGCUCCAGUGCCACAUACGCGAACAUGAGACGAACAAACUCUCCAUCGCUUUCAUCGCCUGGUGGUGGUAUGAACAACAUUAAAAACAAUGUCUAUAGCAACAUAGGCAAUAUUUAUUCCAAUCUACAAUCUUCGUCUGCAUCACAGCCACUAAGGGACUCUGGCGAUGGCAGUAUAUACUAUGCUCAGAACAUGUCCAUGAUGCCUGAAGACGAUAUACCGCCUCCUCCCAGUCCAGUCAGUUCGUCCUACAGCGAAUUGAGGCGAGCCACUGAAGUAUUUAAAACAAACAAUGCACCUCAUAAGCCAAUUCCAACAUCAAACGAGCAGAUGUGUAUUGCCAAACCCGUAAGUGGCUACGGUUUACCAUUGGAUCACAAGACACAUGUAGCUGCAAAUGAUUCAGGAUAUAUCAAUAAACCAUACAUGUCCAAUAUGGGGUACAACAAUUACAAUAAUAUGCAACAACAGACUAAUUCAACUGCCAAUUCCGACUUUUAUGGCUACGGCGGAUUCUCUCAAACAUCGUCUACUUACGAAUCGAUAUAUGAGCCAAUUAAUCCGAGGCCACCAAGUCAAAUGUCCACUAAUUCGAACAACACAAUGUAUCCGUCAUGUGUAAAGGGAUUGGGGAGUAUGGGGAAUAUGCCACACUGUGCCGGCAUUCUAAGCAAGAGCAACAGCAGCAAUUUGAGUCUUGAAAGCGGCAUCGAUUCUAAUAUGCCAAUAUAUCCAAAACCAACAAGGGACAGUGCCAGUGGUAUUUUGGCCCCCGGUUCGUCUCGUCGUAAGGAGGACGAAGUGGAAGCGCUCACUGAUUAUUUAGUACAGUCGAUGGGUUCUCCACAGGAUUUGGAAAGUUACGGAAUAUGCUACAAAUGCAAAGAACGUGUUGUUGGAGAAAAUUCCGGAUGUACCGCCAUGGAUCAAAUAUAUCACAUUGCAUGUUUCACAUGUGCACAAUGUGCCCUGAACCUACAGGGCAAGCCCUUCUAUACUUUGGAUGGAAAGCCGUACUGUGAGUAUGAUUAUUUGCAGACGUUGGAAAAAUGUUCGGUAUGCAUGAAUCCUAUUUUGGAGCGUAUAUUACGAGCCACUGGCAAACCAUAUCAUCCACAGUGCUUCACUUGUGUGGUUUGUAAGAAAAGUUUAGACGGAGUACCAUUUACAGUGGAUGCAACCAAUCAAAAUUAUUGCAUUGAAGACUUUCAUAGGAAGUUUGCUCCAUGCUGUUGUGUAUGCAAAGAACCAAUUAUGCCGGAGCCAGGGGAAACUGAAACUGUACGUGUAGUCGCGCUAGAUCGAAGCUUCCAUUUUGAGUGUUACAAAUGUGAAGAUUGCGGUUUGUUACUUUCGUCCGAGGCCGAAGGGCGUGGCUGUUAUCCUCUUGACGAUCAUGUUUUGUGCAAGAGUUGCAAUGCCAAGCGUGUUCAAAUACUUACCACUCAGAUGCUGGGAAAUACUACAGAACUUUAA